Molecule: messenger RNA, 927 nt
Organism: Andrographis paniculata
Lineage: Eukaryota; Viridiplantae; Streptophyta; Magnoliopsida; Lamiales; Acanthaceae
Exons: 1
Coding region: 230-643 (137 amino acids)
Biological process (GO): root development; shoot system development
Source: RefSeq, a predicted model, not a curated record
CUCUUUGAAAUUCAGGCCAUAAGCAUUCUCUCUAGAGGAGAAAAAGAAAAAGAAAAAGGCAAAUUUCCAUAUUAGAUCGAACAGUUUGCCUUCUAUAUCUCAUCCUGUGACAAGUGAUGUUGAAGAUCAUUUACGCAGGUUAAGGUCUUCCGAUGGGACCUCAACAUCAGUAUAUGAAGACUUGGCUAUCCUCAGAGAUUUACAAGAGGGUGUUGCCAGCCUGAUUCAGAUGUCUUCAAUCCAACAAGCCCUCAACACAGAAGGCAGUGAGAAAUGGGCCAAUGAGUUGCUAGAAGAGUCUCUUCGAUUGAUGGAUCUCUGCGGAUUUUCCAGAGACAUUCUGAGUUUAUCUAAGGGAUCCAUUCAAGAGCUUCAAUCCACCAUAAGAAGAAGCAGGGGUGAAUCAUCUCUUGCAGAUGUCCUCAAUGCUUAUAGGACAUCAAGAAAGACUAUCAUAAAAACAGUCAACAAGUUUGUCAAGAACUUCAAUAGCUUAAAAAAAAACAACACUCCAUUCAUGGGCGAAGACUCUGAUAUGAAGGCUGUUUUUGAGAUGCUUAGAGAGACAACAGGUUUUGGAUUUUCAAUCCUAAAGUCUGUCCUCAUGUUUUUGUCUGGUGAGGAUGGUUCAUCAAAGAAUUGAAGUUGGUCGUUGCUUUCAUUGAUCGCUCCCACCAGCCAUGCAAAACAAACCGAAGCUGCUGAUAUGCACAACUUAUUGAAGCAGCUCAAAUCAACAGAAGUGGGCAUCCGAGAAAUUGAAGAGGAAUUGGAUGCAUACUAUAGGACAGUGGUGAAAGCUAGAGUGUAUCUGCUCAAUGUGCUUAACCACUAGAAUUUCCCUGUUACAAAACAGAAGAUUAUAUACUCUGUAGAUAUGUAUACUUGUACAAUGAAUGAGACAUAAAGAAAAUCUUCAAUCUUUAU